Messenger RNA from Emiliania huxleyi CCMP1516, 2421 nucleotides. RefSeq lists its product as hypothetical. The record is from RefSeq and is a predicted model, not a curated record. The annotation marks the transcript as partial. The transcript has 7 exons. Lineage: Eukaryota; Haptophyta; Isochrysidales; Noelaerhabdaceae.
CUGCGUGCCGCCCUCGACCAGUUCAAGUCGGGCAGCUGGCGCACGGCGCAAGACGACGACGAUCGCCGCCGCUUCUUCACCGACGCGGCGGUGGUCGAGCUCAACCGCACGUCCCACGCCGCCGCCGCAGCGAGCGAGGGACCGCUCUGGCUGGCCUACUACGUGCUCGCCGCGCGCCGCCUCUCGCAGAUCCUCGGCGACAGAGUGCGGGUCGGCGCGCUGCGCUGCGGCGUGCCUCGCAAGCCGGGCGGCUGGCGCGAGGCGUGCUGCUCCUCAGGCUUCGCUCUCGAGCUCGGUCCCUCUCUGCCGCAGCCGCUCCUGCCCGAGCUCCUCGUCAACUUCACCCUCCGCGCCGCCGCCGACCUCCGCCGCCAGCGCGCGGCCGCCCAGCGAGGCAAGGGCCUCCGCCAGCUGACGCCAGCGGCGGCGGCCUCCGCCGACUUCGUCGCUUCGCCGCAGCUGGUCCUCUUCACGGAGCCGGACUGCAGCCUCUGCGACAUUGCGCGUGGGGCGGUGGCGCUGCUCGGCGAGGCGAGGCUGAUCAACGUGAGCGUCGUCGAGUGCCCGGCGGCCGACCCAGCCGAGGGGGGAGCGGCCAGCUCUCCGCGCGAGACAGAGCCGAACGACAAGGAGGGGGGAGACGAGUACUGGUUCUCGCACGAGCACUUCCCGGACGGCGGCAAGCAGGCGGCAGAGCACUUCGCUUUCACGCAGGCGCAGCAGCAAGCGCAGCGAGACGCAGAGUGGUACGGCGAGGAGGAGGGACGACUGGCUGCAGCGAGGGAGGAGCGGCGGGCGGCUGCCGUGCGGCGCGUGCGGCAGCGGAGGGAGUCGUCGGCCAAGCCCAACGCCACUGCUCUGGUGGCGGAGCUGCACGCUGCGCCUGCUGACGAGUUUGCGCCCCGCCUCUGCGAGCUCCUGAGCAGCGGAGCGAAGCGCGCCGAGGUGCCCGCCAUCCGGUCGCUGCUCGAGCUGGCUUGCGCCGCCGACGCGCCGCGAGCCGCUGCAUGCGCUGCCGCCAUCAACGGGCGCGACUCAAGCGGGGCGACGCCGCUGCAGUGGGCCGCCGCCGCGCACCCGCCCGAACGGGCGGCGGACGUGGUUCGGCUGCUGACCAAGCACGGCGCUUCCGCCGACGGGAAGGGCGACGACGGACUCGCGCCUCUCCACUGGGCAGCGCUGCUGUGCCAGGCGGAGGUGGUGUUCGCGCUGCGCGAGGCGGGCGCUUCGGCCGACCUCGCCGCCGGCAAGGCGUCCAGCCAGCUCCUCGACUUGCGCGAGCGGCGAGGCGACGACGCGGAGGAGGACACGCAGAACGUCAGAAAGAGCAGGCGUGCCUCUUCGCUCUUCAGGGUCUUUGGCCGGAACAGCUGCACCUCGCAUGUCGACUUCGCGCGCAUCUACGAGAGCUUGUUCGACCGUCCGCCGCCGCAAGCGCCGGCCAGCGAGGAGCGGGGGAGGCCGCCGCUCGCCCUCGUCUUCGGCCUCACCUCUGGGCUCUGGCAGCAGCCGGCCAAACAAGCCGUCGGCCAGGAGCUCGGGCGGCUCUUGCGCGCGUAUCCGCCGCUUGCCCUUGGCCGCGUGUCGGGCGGCACUUUGCUGCACGCGCUCUCUCGCCCUCUUGUGAUGGCGGAGGCUCGGUACGAGCUCCUCGAGCUGCUCCUGCGCCGCGGCGCAGACCCCGACGCGCCCAACUUGCACGGCGCCACGCCGCUCAUGGUUGCUGUCAGUCUCGAGUCGAUGCGCAGCUCUGGGGAGGAGGCGAGCCGCGUGGCCGCGCUCCUACUCCGUCACGGCGCAAACGUGUCGCGCGUUGUUAAGAAGGGCGGCAGCGCACUCACCGGCAGGAGCGCGCUCGACGUCGCGACACGCUCGAGGAGGCUGGCGCGCUCGCAGGGCCGUUCACUGCCGGGGGUGCGGUGGGCGCCCGAGAUGCGGCUGUACGGCGCUGGUAAGGGGCUGGGCCUUGGGCUCUCGCUGCUGGGUCGCCCGGCAGGGAGUGAGGAGGAGCUGCUCAGCGCGAUCGAGGGGGCAAAGACGAUGGCGCACGUCUUGCUGGAUGUCGCGACGGAGCGGGCGCUGGAGCAGGCGGAGCCGCCUCUCGAGUUCGAGGAGCGCGACGAGUCGGCGGGCGGCGGCGCGACUUGCGGGAGCGCGCCCAUGGAGCCGCGGGAGCCGAGGCCCGAGCUCGACGUCCCUCGGGUGUGGAGCUCAAUGCUCGAGCCGCCCGGCGGCACGGCGCCCUCUGCACCUGCCAGGCUCACGUCCUCGCCUGGCAAGGCGCCAGCCAAGCAGGGGACACCGGGCGCCAUCAAAGCGGGGUCGAAGGACCCGACGAAGCUGCGGCGCGGGCCCGCCGUCGGCGGUGGCUCGGCUGGCCCGACUGCUGCAAUCGCCGGGCGGCGUGUGAACGGGCUAUAG